AUGACAGAUGCCGCUGAGCAGGGCGUCUCGACACCGGUGACUGAGGAAGAGCACACACACCGUGAAGAUGAGGAAGGAGAAGCAGAGAAGUCGCCAGAGAUUGAUUAUGUUGCCGAGUCGAAGAAGAUUGAGGAGAAGGCAAAGAUGUACCUUGCUCGCCAGACCAAGCCUGUGAUCAUUCCAGCGUUUGCUGCCUGGUUCUCCAUCGAUGAUAUCCAUGAGAUUGAAAAGAGAUCUCUUCCAGAGUUCUUCAACAACAACUCGAGGUUCAAGACGGAUAAGAUCUACAAGGACAUCAGAAACUUUAUGAUAAACACGUUCAGACUUAACCCUGUGGAGUAUCUCACAGUCACAGCGGCAAGAAGAAACAUUGCUGCUGACGUUGCAUCGAUAAUUCGUAUACAUGCCUUCUUGGAGCAAUGGGGGUUGAUAAACUAUCAAAUUGAUCCAAAGACCAAGCCUUCUCUUGUUGGUCCACAGUACACUGGCCAUUUCCAAAUAAUACUCGAUACUCCGGAUGGACUGAAGCCCUUUAUCCCACAAGGAGCAAAGAUCGUGAAGCACGAACAAUCUCCAGAGACUGACUACACAGAUGAGGUUAAGACUGCGGUGAUCACUGAAGAAUCUAUUGCCAAGGAUCCUUUGAAUUUGACGUUGAGAAAAAACACCUUUGACUCUACACACGAUGCGUUGUCGUUUGGCAAUGGUGAUAGAGCUACAAGUGUACAGAACAAAUCGUUUACAUGUAGCGUUACAGGGAAUGAUUCCACGGAUGUUAGAUAUCACAAUUUGAAAACCAAAGGUUAUAUAUCAGCCCGUGCUUUUAAAGAGGGCCAUUUCGGCUCAAAUUUCACAAGUGCUGAUUUUGUUAGAUUGGAGAAGCUCAGUAAGAACAACAUUGCUUCUAAAUGGACAGAUCAGGAGACAUUGUUACUCUUAGAAGGUAUUGAAAUGUUUGAAGACAACUGGGAUAAGAUUUCUGCUCAUGUUGGUUCAAAGACUAAAGAACAGUGUAUUACAAAGUUCAUUCAAUUGCCUAUCGAAGACAAAUAUCUGGUGAGAUCCAUCGCACAUGUUAAGAAACAAGACACAACAACAAAAUCUACUACAGACUCUACGAAUGAGUCUGUUAUCAAGACGAUAAAAUUCUUGAUCAAAAAUCUGGACGGUGACCUGGCUUCAAGGGAUUUCUUAGAGAACGAUGAGGACUUCCAGAAGGCUGUUAAGCUUACUGUGGGAUCCUUGGUUGGUGGUGCACAGGCUGAACAACAGAAUUUGAAGCAGGAAUCUACAGAUUUGUUGAAGAACCUUGUUGACCUGGAGAUCUCCAAGAUUGAACACAAGCUGAGUAAGAUUUCACUCUUGGAGAAGCAAUUGAAUCAAGAAAAGGCAGAAUUGGCGCAACAGCGUAAGGAUGUUGUGCUUGAUAGAUUGGCAUUGAAGAAGCAGGCCGUGGAUGUGCGUAAUAAGUUGGCACAAGCAGCUGCAGCGGAGAACCCAGAAGUUGGCAGCCAGCUAGCAGAAGAAGCGGUUGCUAUUGCUAGCAAAGCACCAAGAGUUUCUGUCAUUGCUACAAAACCAAUCGAAGAAACCAUCGAUGAGGACUCAAAGGAUAAAGAAGCAGUGGAGAAGGCAGAAGAGGUUGUCCCUGUGAGUCAAUCAUCGCCAGAGGAGUUCCACAAAUCACCGGAGAUGAAGUUUCGAGUACUGAACCCAUUAUUCAAUCUUUAUGAAUCCACGUGCACUUUAGGACAUUCGAGGAUGAAGCUUAACGUACUUAUAACCCUUGGUCUCUCGUUAGGAGCCUUUGCCCAUGCGCCAAAGGCAGCAUUGAGACAGCCUCUGUACUACUCUAACGGAGACUUGAACUUACAGGUCCUUGAUUCAAGACUUCAAGAGUGUGCUGUUGUAAAGGAUAUCAACGAACAACUGGCGUUGGAACAUGAUGAGGAAGAAGGAGAGUCGAUGAUUUCAUAUCUCUUUUCAAAGCUGUUCCCCUUUGAGAACCCAGCCUAUAACGCUUUGCUGGCCACUACGUACAUCUCCGGUCCACCAAAUCUGAUUCUAGGGUUCAUUCCGGCUUCCAUUGACCCCUCCAAGCUGUCUCUACUGAUCAGCUUUGCCAUUGGUGGGUUGCUUGGUGACGUGUUCCUUCAUUUGCUACCACAGACCUUUGUUGGCGAGCCUGUUGACCAUUCGAAGGCGUCUUUUGUCCUUGUUGAUGAGAAGAGAAACACCAUCCUCGGGCUGUUCAUCUUUGUUGGCUUUUUCGUCUUCUUCAUCAUCGACAAGUCAUUGAGAAUCCUGGAGCACGAGCAAGGCCACGAGUCUACGCAUUCCCACUCCCACGCCGCUGCUCCUUCCGAUGAAGAGGUUAGAAGACAUAAGAAGACCGACGAUGACCAACCGGUCAUUGCCAAUCCAAACGCCAGCGUGAAGACAAGUGCCUACCUGAACCUGAUCUCGGACUUCACACACAACAUCACCGAUGGCCUUGCCAUUGCGGCCUCCUUCUACAUCUCCAAGUCCGUGGGCUCCACCACGUGUCUUGCUGUGUUCUUCCAUGAGAUCCCUCAUGAGGUUGGUGAUUUUGCCCUCCUGAUCCAAGGUGGGUUCACCAAAUGGCAGGCCAUGAACUCCCAGUUCCUCACUGCUGUCGGGGCCUACGUCGGUACAUUCUUGGGCAUCUUCAUCCAGACCUAUGGACUCUCGUCUACAGAGGUUGUUGAGUUUGGUAACGUCUCCCCAGGCCUGUUCGGCACAACAGUCACCACGGGCGAUCUAACACUGCCAUUCACUGCUGGUGGCUUCCUCUACAUCGCCACUGUCGGCGUCAUACCUGAGAUCCUCGAGCUACAGACCAACAACACGAGACUUGGGGAGUUCUCCAAGGGUCUUUGCCAGUUGUUCUUCAUCCUUGUUGGUAUCUCCCUGAUGUUCCUGAUCUCAUGGCUGGAGUAG
Williopsis jadinii is the source of this 2961-nucleotide messenger RNA. RefSeq names its product Zip-domain-containing protein. NCBI's taxonomy places the organism in Eukaryota, Fungi, Ascomycota, Saccharomycetes, Phaffomycetales, Wickerhamomycetaceae. The coding region runs from base 1 to 2961 and encodes 986 amino acids. The transcript is spliced from 3 exons. Gene Ontology annotation, biological process: intracellular zinc ion homeostasis; zinc ion transmembrane transport. The record is from RefSeq and is a predicted model, not a curated record. Gene Ontology annotation, molecular function: protein binding; zinc ion transmembrane transporter activity. Gene Ontology annotation, cellular component: membrane.